Molecule: messenger RNA, 822 nt
Organism: Necator americanus (New World hookworm)
Lineage: Eukaryota; Metazoa; Nematoda; Chromadorea; Rhabditida; Ancylostomatidae
Exons: 2
Coding region: 1-822 (273 amino acids)
Source: RefSeq, a predicted model, not a curated record
AUGAGAGAAGAGAAAGCCGUCAAGUUCAGAGAGAGAAAUCCCAGGACUAUCAUCAACUGGGAUCUCUUCGCUACGCUAGCCGGCUUUUGGGAAGAUUCCGCAAUGGACAACAUCGACGAGGAAUAUGAACGGCUUGUUGAACACCUUCACGACUGGCGAAGAAGGCUGAGACGUGCAGCAGCACGAGCCGCAGGGAACCAAGAACUCACGUCCGAGCUCGCAAGGCUUUGCAGAGAGGCGAUGAAGGAAGACCUUAUAGAGAGAAGAGCAGAAGUGCUGUCUGAGGCUGCAGAGGCGGGGAAAAGCAUCCGCUAUGCCCGUCGGGACUUCGCCAGUCGCAAGACGAGGAUGACUGCUCUCCGGAACCCAAAGGGAACAGCCAUUGCAUCGAGAAGGGGGAUGGAGAAAAUCAUCUACGACUUCUACUCUGAUCUCUUCGACAGCCAUGUCCACUUGCCUCCUCACCAUCUGAGGGAAGACGGACAAGUCAUUCCAGAGGUUCUCCCGUCCGAAAUACGACAUGUUGUCAUGUCGGUAAGAAAUCGUACGGCACCCAGUCCCGACAGAAUAAGACAAGAACACCUGAAGAACCUUCCGCCAGUACUCAUCAACACCCUGGCGAGGCUCUUUACACGUUAUCUGUCGGAAUGCAAGGUUCCUAAACAGUGGAAGACCAGCAAGACCGUGUUGUUGUAUAAAAAGAGAGAUCCACAUGACAUCGGCAACUAUCGUCCAAUCUGCUUACUGUCCGUCAUCUACAAGUUCUUUACAAGAGUGAUCCUUAAUAGGAUUGAAAAAGUCCUGGAUGAAGGACAGCCAUGA